AUGAACAGCGCUAUCCUUCCCGUCGCGGGUCCACUCCACGCGCACGCGUCUAUCAACCGCAAGCUCUCGGACGAGAACCUCAGCGAGAUCUUCAUGACGCUUUCCCUGCUCGACAUACCGUCCCGGAUGCGCCCGCAAGGGUGGUACCUCCAAGUGAACGGCGUAUGUCGCCGCUGGCGCUACGUCGCCUUGAACUACGCUAGGCUAUGGGCCACGAACGCCGGGUCGUUCAUCUCCGAUGACUUGACGAACCUCAUGAUCGAGCGCGCGCGCGGCUCUGCUCUGUGUUUCGACGGACAUCUCGAAGACCGUGCAGGUCCCGGCUACGUGCUAAGCAAGUAUCAGCUCUCGCUUCUCGAACAGUAUCGCGAGCGUCUUCGUUCAUUUGUGUACGAUGGCUAUCUUCAUUGGCCGGAGCUACUGUAUCGCCUACGAUCCUUUCCGAAGCUCGAGAUGGCUAGAAUAUGGGACGGUUCGGGGCCCGAUAUGUGGCCCAUGAACGAGCUGAUUGACACGCCGUACCUACACGGGUUAUACAUGAACAACGUUCUCAUCCCGUUCAAUGCGCCUUCCCUUCGUUACUUGCGGGUUGACAUGGACCACAUCAAUUGGCGAUCUAGUGAGAACAUGUUCGAUUCUUACGAGCCCGAGGCUGAUAGCUGCGAGGCUAUCCCCAGAGUGUUUCCCACACACGAGCUCAUCGUGUUCCUCCAACGUUCACAACUCCUUGAACGCCUCAUCAUCACAGACAUGCCCUUGCUACUUGACGAGCACCUACCACUAGUGUCGCAAUUGCACGUCGAGCUUCCGAAGUUGCGAGCUCUUCAUCUUGGCGGAAAGUCAUAUGCGAUGGGCGAUCUCAUGCAACGGCUGAGGAUACCGCAGGAUACUCAAGUAUUCAUUGACACCGAGACUCUAGAUGCCGACUCAGAGACCGACAGCUUUCGGCAUGAAUGGACAGAACCAGUGCUAUUGAAUGUUCUACGUGAUUGGGUUUACUCUCCAGCAUACGAUAGCCUGAGGCUAGGUCUCACGUCUUCGUAUGAUCUUCUUCUUCAACUAUGGUCGUCACGAUCAACAUCGAUAGAUCGUCCGGGCGGUCUCGACUUAUCCACGUCCCUUGGACAAUCUUCUUCACCGUCGGGUCCUGCCUUCACACUCAGACUUCCCAGCAUAACUUGCGACAUCCACAAUCGAGAUAUCAACGACCGGCCAAUACCGCCAUCUCGCGUGCGCGCAUGGGACGACGACGAUUUCGACGUUCGUGACUUCGAGAACAAGAUCGCGGAGAUCUUCUAUCGUCGCGUGAACCACGUUCUGCAUGCAGGCUUUUCGACCCUGAGAUAUGUCGACUACACCGACGCGCCAUGGCAAGAGUUCAAAGAAGCCGGCAACAUGACCAUGAUCUCGCCGCGUCCAACCAUUCGACCAAUGCACGAGAUCAUACGAAGGUUCUCGGCAUCGCAUGUCACAGCAUGCUGGUCGAUCCUUCGGCGUGUUGUAUACUGGGGUAUAAUGCAAGACUACCACCUCCCGCGGCACGUCGAGGAUCUCACAAUCGUGAACUUCCCAUGUGCUGAAUUCCCGAGUCAAGAGCGUUACAACCAGUUGAUUAAUGUCAGAGCCUGGACCGAUCUAAAGUUAUAUCUCCAGUUCCGAAGGAAUAAUGGAUGGCCGCCGCUUGCACUCAGACUGGCCGAAUCCGCCUCGGAUAUGUCGAAUAUGGCCCGGUCGGAUGGACCAGAGUAUCAUAGGAUCGCGGGAACAUAUGAGGACGCGGUCAGAGAAGUGACGCAGAAGGGCUACGAACAGGUGGCACCAUACGUGAAGGGCUUCGAGGAUUUGCGCAUCCAUAGGUGGCCGUAG
Peniophora sp. CBMAI 1063 is the source of this 1866-nucleotide messenger RNA. Lineage: Eukaryota; Fungi; Basidiomycota; Agaricomycetes; Russulales; Peniophoraceae. The record is from the annotation of a GenBank genome assembly.